Messenger RNA from Paramecium pentaurelia, 965 nucleotides. The record is from the annotation of a GenBank genome assembly. NCBI's taxonomy places the organism in Eukaryota, Ciliophora, Oligohymenophorea, Peniculida, Parameciidae.
AAUGAAGUAAUAUGAAUAAUACUUGAAAUGUUCAUCCACUAGAAGUGCAUAAAAGGAAUAAAGUGAAAAUUGGUUUCGCACACCAAAAGCAACUCAGAGAACUUAAACUCUUCAAUCUGAUAAUAAAAUUUAAAGUAGAAAAACACUAGAAACCUAAAUGAUAACGUAACCAUGUACAUCCUUCAAAGAAGAGUUCUAAAAAAUAUCAUCUAAAUUGGGUAGCUUUGUUACUACUACAAGUGAUUUCUAAACUCCAAUGCAAUAAAUUUAUGAACAAUAAGUUAAAGAAUUGAAGACCAUUGAUAUGUAGAAUGAAAACACUUCUUUGUAAGUAAGUUUUACUACAAUCUUUAGUAAGAAAUUUUGACUCUCAAAUAACAGAUGCAAAUUCAGAAAGACUAAAUUAAACAUAAGGAUAUGGUUAUUAAGAAAUUAAAUUUCACUAUCUAAUAAUUAACAUCAUAUAACCAAUAAUUGAAAUUAUCUAUAGGUUCAGAUAAUGAUUUAGCAAAACAAAAAACAUAAAUUAAAUUACUAGAGAAGGAAUUAAAUGAUAAAAAUGAUUAGAUUUAAUAAUUCUCUAAAGUAUUUCCAUUUAAAUUAUAUAGAUUUAAGAUGAAAUCAAAUCUUUAGAAGACUUUUAUGUUAAGAUGUUAUCCAAAAUGAAAUCUGAUUUAUUAUUUCAAAAUAAGGAAUUGUUAAAAUUACUUAAUCAUGUUUAAUGCAUGAGUUAAAUUGCUAUUCUUAAUUUACAACAUGAAGAUCUUCCUAUUGAUCUCCUAUUUAAAUACAAAUAGUAUGGAUUAUUUGAAGAAGAAUAAUAAAUUAAUCAGAAAAUAGAAGUAUUUGAAUUAACUAAAGAAAAUGGAAACUUAUUAUAGAAAAUAUUGGAUGACAUCAAGAAAACUUUUGAAAAGAUAUCUUAUCAUCUAGUCGAAGGAUUUUCAUUAUUGAGUAAACAUUGA